Molecule: messenger RNA, 1127 nt
Organism: Ixodes scapularis (black-legged tick)
Lineage: Eukaryota; Metazoa; Arthropoda; Arachnida; Ixodida; Ixodidae
Product: tRNA wybutosine-synthesizing protein 3 homolog
Exons: 7
Coding region: 313-1110 (265 amino acids)
Biological process (GO): tRNA methylation
Cellular component (GO): cytoplasm
Molecular function (GO): tRNA methyltransferase activity
Source: RefSeq, a predicted model, not a curated record
CUGGCGUCUUCCUGGCGAAGCUUGUAGUUGAAUUUUCUGUAACGCUAGGUGGCGGAGGCCACCGUCCUCUCCGAAAGGCUCAGCCUGAGGUGUCAUCUAUCCAGACAUGUCUCUUUCCGGCUUUUCCGAGCUGUCCAUCCAGUCAAUCACGCACCUGCCGACCUACACCGUGCUGCCGACCAACGAGGUUGGUGUCGACGUGCGCGUUGUUGGUGUCGUUACGCGAGCUCUUGUGAUCGCCGUCGAAACAAGUGCUAUGAGUCGGCUUUGACAUGAUGCAUAUAACACGUACGGCAUUCCAUCCAGUUUCAUAUGUCUCAUACACAUGUCCAGUUCUCUCGGCCACCGGCACGCUCCCAACACUUCACGACCAGUUCCCCGGACAAGUUUGCAAAGGAGAAACGCGAGAUUCUCCAGGCCGCCGAUCUGAGCCGCAAAGGUGCCAUAGAUGCUCGGAUCGAGCACGUCGUGGAGCAUCUGAACGCGCGUCCGCAGUACUACACCACCAGCUCCUGUUCGGGGCGGACAGUCCUGCUCUCUCAGGACAGUUCUGGUGAUACCGUGAGGAAAAAAGGGUGCGUAUGGCUCAACGUCAGCCACGAACUGUUGGGUCAAGGUGAAUUGGAGUUGUCGCUGUCUAGCCACACUGGCUCAGCAGUGCUCAAGUUCGAGCCUUUCAUCUUGCAUGUUAGAUGCCACACUUUGGAGGAUGCGAGAAAACUGCUUGCCACAAGCAUCGGUGCAGGGUGCCGCAAUUCUGGCAUCAUGAUCAGCAAGACUGGAAGUGUCCAUGUGGCCGUCAGGACCACUCUCUCGAUGGAAGUGCCGCUGUCCCAAAAUGGAAACCUCCUCGUCUCCGCUCAGUACCUGGAAUUCCUGAGGAGUGAGGCCAAUGCAAAAAUGGCAAAGAACUGGGCACGUCUAGAAAGGUUUUCUGCAGCACUGAAGGAUCUACAAGGGACGAGCAGACCUGGGGAAGUCCGUCGCGUCUUUUGUGGUGUUCGUCCUCUUCACCACGACAGAAGGAACAAUGCCGACGAAGUGAACGAUCCAACGGACUGUUUGGUCAGCCUGCCUUCUCUCUUCGACGGUGCCUUGUCCUCGUCAUAAACGCCAAGUGCCUGAAA